Molecule: messenger RNA, 1445 nt
Organism: Juglans microcarpa x Juglans regia
Lineage: Eukaryota; Viridiplantae; Streptophyta; Magnoliopsida; Fagales; Juglandaceae
Product: nuclear transcription factor Y subunit A-3-like
Exons: 7
Coding region: 226-1107 (293 amino acids)
Biological process (GO): regulation of transcription by RNA polymerase II
Cellular component (GO): CCAAT-binding factor complex
Molecular function (GO): RNA polymerase II cis-regulatory region sequence-specific DNA binding; DNA-binding transcription factor activity, RNA polymerase II-specific
Source: RefSeq, a predicted model, not a curated record
UGGUGGUGGUGGUGGUGAGAUUUUUUUGAGCGAGUGAAUGCUAGAGUCCGUCGUUUUAGUGGUGAUGUAGCCUUGGAUUUGGUUCCAAAGCCAACUUCCUAAGCCAAAACCUGAGAGGACGGUACGUCUGUGUGUUUUGUGGGGUUUGAAGGAUCGAGAAAGACGUACCCAAUUCCAAGCUUAACUUUUUUCUGCACUUUGCAAGUACCCAAGUAGUUUGACCCAAUGCAGAACUUGUGUAAGAAAGAAUCUAGUAUAAGUGUUUCACAUUCAGCAUCCCUGUACUUUGUUGGUUGUCCAUCAUGGGGGAUUUCUGCUGAAUCAUAUGUUGAGCAAUCAUCUAGACCCAGAAGUUUAAGCUUGAAGAUGGGAGUUCCACCACAACACUGCCAUAACACCAAGCAAUUGAAUUUUCAAUUCCAAGACCAGGAUUCGUCCUCAACUCACUCAACUGGUGAAUCUUAUCCUGCAGUGGUUAGUAUGCAGGAAAGCUAUGCUUGUGGACAAGGAAUAGUUUCACCACAAUCAGGAUAUAUUGAAACUAAGGGGAAGCUUGUUGGAGGUAUCAUCAAAUCUUCCUCACCAAUUGGUGCUCAGGAUUUUGUCUUCUUGCCUUCACAGAAUGAUUACAAUCAAUCAGUUGCUCACAUUCCAUUCCUCCAUGCUGAUCCAUAUUUUGGUGGUUUAUUGGCUGCUGCUUAUGGUUCACAAUCUAUCGUAAGUACCUCAAUUCAUCAUCCCCAAAUCAUAGGGAUGACCCCAACUCGAGUGCCCCUACCUCUCGAUCUUACAGAGGAUGAACCCAUUUAUGUCAAUUCAAAACAGUACCAUGCGAUUCUCAGACGGAGACAGUAUCGAGCUAAGCUUGAAGCUCAGAACAAACUCAUCAAAGAUCGGAAGCCGUAUCUUCAUGAAUCUCGGCAUCUUCAUGCAUUAAAGAGGGCUAGAGGAUCUGGUGGACGUUUUCUCAACACAAAGAAGCUCCAAGAAGAUGCAUCCAUCGCCUCCUGCUCUGAUGUGAUAAGUGCCUCCAACAGUGACAACAUCUUGCAGCCACCAGAAUUUAGGUUCAAUUGUUAUCCUUCUCCUGUUGGUGGGACCAUGUGAGGUCAUUCAGUUGAUAUGCGCGGUGGUGGUGGUGGUAAGCAACACCUACACCUUCCUCCCACCCUCCAAUGAGAGAUGUGGCAAACCACGCACAUCCAGCAGUCUGUGUUCCAUUUUUGGAGGUGGCUGCUGGAAGGGAAGUCAUCCUUGGCUAUUUUACUUUUUGCUGUUUUACUGCUUGUCAAUUAAGCCUGUCAAAAAACAAAACAAAAACCGUUAUUGGUUAUGUAUCAUUUUCGCAUCGGGCUUACAAGCACCUUAAGACUAAUGUUAUGAUGUUAAGUUGGUGAUUGUUGAUACUUGAUAGUAACAUAUUUGCUCCUUUGAGCAUGACAUAA